Molecule: messenger RNA, 2799 nt
Organism: Phytophthora sojae
Lineage: Eukaryota; Oomycota; Peronosporomycetes; Peronosporales; Peronosporaceae
Exons: 4
Coding region: 1-2799 (932 amino acids)
Biological process (GO): GPI anchor biosynthetic process
Cellular component (GO): endoplasmic reticulum membrane
Molecular function (GO): mannose-ethanolamine phosphotransferase activity
Source: RefSeq, a predicted model, not a curated record
AUGACGUUGCGCAAAGUGGGCUCCGGCCUGGCGCGGCUGCUGGUGCUGGGCGUGACCUUCCACGCGCUGUACGUGCUGAGCAUCUUCGACAUCUACUUCACGUCCCCCGUGGUACCGCACGUCGAGAGCGUGGCCUACACGGACGCGCCGCCGGCCAAGCGCGUGAUCGUCUUCGUAGCCGACGGUUGUAGAGCAGACAAGUUUUUCGAGGCCAAGACGGCACGCGCCGACGCGCGCGCGGGACCACGCGCCUCCUUCCUACGCAACAUCAUCGAGACUCGCGGCAGCUACGGCGUCUCGCACACGCGCGUGCCCACCGAGAGCCGUCCGGGCCACGUGGCGCUCUUCGCCGGCAUGUACGAGGACGUGAGCGCCGUGACCAAGGGCUGGGCUGACAACCCCGUGGACUUCGACUCGGUCUUCAACCAGAGCAGCAGCGCCUUCCUGUUCGGCAGCCCGGACAUCGUGCCGAUGUUUGCUCGCCAUGUGUCACAAGCACUUGAAGAGCACUACUCGCACGAGGAGGAGGACUUCGCCAAGGGAGACUCGUCCGAGUUGGACGUGUGGUUAAAUGAGGAAGGGGUCGUGGUGUUCUGCCAUUAUCUGGGCAUCGACUCCAAUGGACACGCCCAUCGACCCAAUUCCAAGGACUAUUUGAACAAUAUCGCGCUGGUGGACGAGCUGGUGGAGAAGACGUAUCGGAUGGUGGAGGAGUUCUACGGUUAUGACGGACGCACGGCCUACGUGUUCACGGCGGACCAUGGAAUGGGGCUGAAAGGAGCUCAUGGAGACGGAGACCCCGCCAAUACCCGCACGCCGCUGGUUGUGUGGGGAGCGGGCGUGCAGGGACCUACCGAAGUGCAGAAGAGUGAGGAGUUUGAGAUUGAUCUGCCCACGCAGUCGCGCGCGCAGGUCCAAGCGCAGCUUCAAGCCCAGGAGGAGCAGGAACAAGCGGCGGUGGACGAGUGGGGAGCGCUCAACAAGUUGCUGCGCAAGGACGUGAUGCAGGCUGAUGUUGCUCCGUUGAUCAGCGCGUUGCUGGGGUUGCCGUAUCCGCGGAACUCUGUGGGAGUGCUGCCGUUCUCGUACUUGGCAAAGGGGGCGUAUCGAGCGAAUGCUGUACGCUCGAACGCACAGCAACUGUACCUUCAGGCGCUGCGGAAGGAGCAGGAGAAGCGGUCGCGAACUUUGCUGAGAUUUGUGCCGUACGGUCCGUUCCAUGAUCGCGUCCCUGAGCUGUCGAAGCAGCUUGCUGAAGCGUAUGAUACGAGUCUUCGGAGUGACGAAUACUCGGAAGCGUUCGCACGCGUGGAAGAACUAAGUCAGGAACUGAUUGACAUCUGCUUGGCGACUCUGGAAUACUUCCAGAGGUACGACUGGUUCUUCCUGCUCAGCGUUGUUGUCUUGGGCUAUGUUGGAUGGAUGAUUGUCGUCGGAGUAGCCUACAUACACCCAAGAGACUUCAGCUUGAAGUGGCUGCUUGGGGUGGGCGGCAAGCAGUUGGACAUGAAGCUUGUCGUUGCGGUGUUUGCGACCUUCGUGUACCUCGCCCUUGAGGGCUCGCCAGCGACGUACUACUUGUACGUGCUGUUUCCACUGCUGUUUGGAGUAUUCACGUGGAACCAUGCUGGCCUGAUCAAGGUAGCCUGGGCCGGUUCGAGCUCGAGCGAAACAAAAACGAAGUCCAGUUGGAAGCGAUGGGCCGAGAUUGCCCUAAUUUUCGUGUGUCUGGAGCUUGUGGUAUUUGGGUAUGAACGACGCGAGAUUUUCGGUGUGCUGUUCUCGCUUCUAGCGCUUCGCAGUUGGAAGAUAAACUGUCUCCUGAUCUCGGUGUUUCCAUACUUGCCUAGCGAGUAUGGGGAGCACACUGCGCUCAUCUGGACGAACACUUCUUUCAUCCUGAGCGCCUUGCCGCUGGUACUCUCGCUUGUGACGUUGCAUGCGACUAUGCAGUAUUUGGAUGGUGAUCGAACGAAGCCUCCCUUUUUACUCACGGUAGCUAACUGGUUGCUGGCUGGUGCCCCCAUCGUGGUAUUGCUCGCGAGGUUGCACCACACCAGAAGCAGCCUAACCCGUGGUCUUGAAACUGGUGCUGGUCGUCGUGAUCGCCAACUUCUUCAAGCUGAGGUUGAAGGCUAUGUGAAGCGGCUCAUUGAAGUGAUGCUAGCCUUCGCGCCGUCAUUUAUUCUAUUGAGCAUCGCCUACGAGGUGCUGUUCUACGUGGUGCUAUGUGGUGUUCUCGUGAGCUGGUUGUUGCUGGAAGCCGAAGCCUCUCUGGCGUCUUCGUCUUCGAUGUGGCGGGAAGUUCAGCGCGCGUUUGUGUUUUUACUGCUGGUCAACAUCGCCUUCUUCGGCACGGGCAACGUGGCCAGCAUGAGCAGCUUUGAGAUUUCGUCCACCUACCGCUUCGUCACGGUGUUCGCCCCCUUCACGAUGGGCGCGCUGUUGGUGGGCAAGAUCCUCAUUCCGUUCAUGGUGGUGGCGUGCACCUUCCACCUGAUCCUGCUUCUUCCUUCGGCCAUAUCGUCAGCUGACUCACAGAAGCCUCGUUUACCCGCGACCCGCUACUUCCUCCUUGUUGUAGCAAUGUCGGACGUGCUCGCGUUGCAUUUCCUCUUCCUGGUCAAGAACGAAGGCAGCUGGAAGGAGAUUGGCAACUCCAUUUCCAUGUUCGGUAUCGUGAACGCGCAGAUCGUCUUCAUCCCGCUGCUGUUUCUGUUGGCGCGUGCGUUUGUCCGUGACCUGACACCCGCUACCGAAGUUGGUGGCCAACGUCUUCAUGACAAGAAGCACCAAUAG